Molecule: messenger RNA, 133 nt
Organism: Racocetra persica
Lineage: Eukaryota; Fungi; Glomeromycota; Glomeromycetes; Diversisporales; Gigasporaceae
Source: the annotation of a GenBank genome assembly
AUCACGCGUAUUAGAACGUCAAUUUACUGACGGUCACCAAGGACUCGGGGAUGUCUGUCAUAGGUCGGCCUCCGAAUGUAGAUCGGCGGGAAUCUGGUACUCACAAAAUCGAUCUACAAAUCAUCAACCUGAU